This is a messenger RNA of Orbilia oligospora ATCC 24927, 4266 nucleotides long. RefSeq lists its product as uncharacterized. The transcript has 6 exons. NCBI's taxonomy places the organism in Eukaryota, Fungi, Ascomycota, Orbiliomycetes, Orbiliales, Orbiliaceae. The record is from RefSeq and is a predicted model, not a curated record. Gene Ontology annotation, cellular component: nucleus; cytoplasm. Gene Ontology annotation, molecular function: protein binding. Bases 1 to 4266 code for a protein of 1421 amino acids.
AUGCCCCCGGAUAUGAUUCAAGAAACAACUACGAAAAUUGUUACAAGCCUCGCGCUAGAAAAUCAAGGACAAGAUGUGCCGCGAAGUGUUUAUCAUGAGACGAUGGUGGCUUGUGCACCCAGCGGCCACGGGUUUGAUGGUAGCGUCGGAUCUAGAUCUCUAGCCUACCAGGGGAAUAUGGAGAAUAUGGGUUUUGAGAUUGAUCAAAGGAUGGAAAAAAUGCAAUUGGAAGCUUCGGGGUCUGGGUACGAGACGAGAUUGGAAGAUCCGAGAGCUAGAAUUGGAGGGUUUGAGACUGGAUUGAAGGAUUCGGGUCCACCCGCUGGCCUAGCUGGAGCAGGCCCCAAAUACGAAACUGAAAGUGCACAGGGUAUACGUAGUGGGACAAUAUCACCUUCCGAAAGUACCCUCAGCACCGCUACAACAUACGGCGGCAAAUCCCAAGAUGACGAAGACGAUGAUUUUGAAUUCGAAAGGAUGGUUUUUAACUACCAAAAAGCUGGAGCAUAUUUCGGAGCAUCCGACUGGGCGAAAGCCGAAGUAUAUCUAUCUGCCGUCGUCACCAUGCUAGACACCCACCCGAAGUUCGAAGCUAAACUCCAGGUAACCGAUAAAUUCAACAUCAUGUCCAUUCUGCUGGCCUGCCAGGCCAGACAAAAUAAGUGGAACGAAGUCCUAAACAAUAUUGACAUAGUGGUAGAAAGUGCUAAGGUUUCGACGAUGUUACCAGAGGACUUACAGUGUGUUAUUGGUACACUAGAGAAUUUGAGGGCAGACGCGUAUGUGGGACUUGGGGAUUUGGAAACCGCGAGGUUGGUUUGCAAGAAAGCUGUUAGAAUGAGGAGAGGGGACUCGAAGAGGCUAGGUGAGAGUGUAUCGCUCAUGGUAAGUAUUUUGGGAGAACUGGGAACCGAAUAUGACGUCGAGGCGGAGUUUUAUAAGUCUUUGAUUCCUAAGAAAUUGGAUUUACCGCCAAAAGAGGCACCGCUGGAAGGGUCAAAAGUACCGGAUCAAGAAGUGCUUCCCGUCAGUACCGAAAACGACACUCCGAUUGAUACUGACGCCGUAUUUAUUGAGAAAUCCGAUAUUGAAAAUUGUCUCAAAGACGAAUCCCCCUUGAUAACGGCAACCUCGGCGUCCACAGAAACAUCUGUCUUGACAACACCACCAUACUCCCCAGGUUUAAAGAAGACGGAAGAAUUCAAAGAGACCAAUAUGCCAGACCACUAUGCAAAUUAUGGGUCAAAUGCCAUCGGGGAACUUAGCGGCGAACCUUCUAAGCUCUAUGGAAGGGAUGGGUCGGAUGUCAUCGAGGAGCUUAGUACCGAAUCUUCUAACCGCCUUCGCAUGGAGGGACUUCUAAAACAUUUUGGUUACAAAGUAGUAGCCGACCCUGAAGGGGGAAAGUUAUUCGUGCCUGCCCAAGAUGUUUGGUCAGGCAAGGACACUGAGGCAUUGAUACCUCAUGUUGAAUUGCAGGUUAUUAUGCAUAGGGCGAUCACUGAGGAAGGACACAUUGAAAUAGUAGAAGCGCUUCUUAAACAUAGUCGGAAACAAGUCUUCAGUCUUUCAAUGGAUAUGAGUUCCCAUGUUCAUUCCUCUGAACGCGGAAACCCCUUACUUUAUGCAGUCUGGUAUAACAAUCUCGAAAUGGUCGCUUUACUUCUUAAGUACGGAGCAGACAUAAAUUCGAUGACGAGUCAGGCGUACACUGCUCUUCACAUCGCCGCGGGAAUGAGGGGCAAGGGUACCAAAAUGAUGGAACUGCUAAUCGUUUGCGGAGCCGCAACAGCUGGCCCUAUUGUCAGACAGAACGUGCGCGGGGUGUCACCUUUACAUUUGUCGUUGUCAAAAAAACAGGAUACCAAUGAAACUGAUAAAUUAGCUCUGCUCUUAAAAAAUGGAGCAGAGAUCGAUGCGAAGGAUUGCUAUGGGGAGACUCCACUGAUGAGGUCGACACAUACUUCAACGGCGCCGACCACUUUGUUCCUGCUAGAGGCAGGAGCCAAUGCCCAAGCCGUAAAGUCUAAUGGGGACAGUGCCCUGCAUUUGGUAGCAAGAUAUUAUAAUGACGCCGGAAAUUCCAGGGCCCACCGGGAAGAUGGGAAGUCGAAGAUUGGAUGGCUGCUGAAGUACAAAGCAGACAAAAAUUUAAAGAAUAAGGAGGGAAUGCGGCCGAUUGAUUAUGUAAAGGGCGAGGCAGCCCUGAAGAUGCUAGGUGGGGUGCUCAAUAUGGGACCGGAAGGUAUCCUGGAGAUGAAUGCAAAGAGCGAUACUCGAAUUUUGACCGAAAACCAGUCUCAGGAUUCCCAGCGAUCAGUAUAUCAGGAAUCUCUCGCUAUUCUCGACACAGGAUUUGGAUCUUUCAGCCCUGCUGACAAAAUUGAACAUAUGAGUCUACAUAACCGUAAUCGUACGUUCGAAGUGGAGGUGGUGUCGGAAAGUCCGAUCGGCACCUCACCAAUACUGCCGCGGUUGGAAAACCAUAACUUCAGAUCCAUGUCUUCUGGCAGCUCUUUCGAGGGCUCUCAAUACUCUAGACGGGAAAGUAGCUCGACCGCACUGACGGCUACUACAUACGAUCCCCAGGAAUCUGACUCGGAUGAUGAUGAUAUGAAGCUUGGAAAGCUCAGAUACUAUAUCACUGAAGCUGAAAAACUAAAAUCGAUCGGAGAAUUCAAAAAGGCAGCUUCAUUCUUCCGGGUUAUAGUCAAACAAUUGAACGACAGCCCCGGAUUGGAAAGAAGUCUGAAGAAUACUCGAUUGCACUAUAUUGUUGAAUUAGUCGAGAUACAAACACGCCUGAAGAACUGGAGCGAUGCACUGAUCACUGUUCAGAAUAUGAUUGGGGGUUCGGAUGAUCCUACGCUUGUCGGACUGGUCGAACAUUGGCAAGCUUGGGUAUAUUACCAACAAGGGAGCUUGGACUCUGCGAGGUCGAGAUGCGAUAAAGCUAUCAAGAAGAUCAAAAAGAGCAAAGGGAACAAUGAGGAUAGUGUAAUGCUCAUGCUUCAGAUUCUUGACGACAUGGGAACACAAGAUCCUGAUAUAAAGGAGGAAUGUGAAGUUGAAGCAUCCUUUUAUAGGAAUUUAAUUUCACUGAAAGAGCCACCGGAUCCAGUAUCGUAUCCAGAUGUCCCCAAGAAAGAGGUGCCGGACUUGAAAUACCCAUCUUCUGUCGUAGAGUUGGAUACGAAGAGCGAUUCAGGCUGGGGACCCUCGAUGGCAAUUAUACCUGUGCCCUCUGAAGACCCCCAACCACAGGUCCACGAAUUAUCGUCAUCUCCGUCAGUACGUCGAGGGAAUAUGCCGGUGAUCUAUGCACCUCCGGCACCGAGAUUUGAAGAUGUCGAGGAACACCGAAGAAUUCUGCAACAACAUGGGCUGAACUUGGAUGAUGGUAGUCUUAAUCGCGUAGGGCAGGUGGGAGGACGCAAGGAUACAAGAUUUGAAGAUAUCGAGGAACACCGGAGAAUUUUGCAACAACAUGGACUGGACUUGGAUGAUGGCAGUGUUAUUCGCGUAGAGCAAAUGAGAGGAGGCAAGGAUACAAGAUUUGUUGCGAUCCGUGAGGCUGUCACAAAAAAUGACCUUGCACUUGCCGAUGCUUUGUUUAGUGAUCCGAAGCUACGCCAAUACAAGAUGGAUGUCGAGUACACUGGUUGGGGAAAGGAUGAGAGUCAACCUUUACACUUUGCCGUCUCGAAGAACAAUAUCGACAUAGUCCGAUUGCUUCUGAGAAAAGGCGUCAACAUCCUCUCGGUUACGGCGAAAUGGAAACUCACCGCCCUGCAUAUCGCCAGUUCAGUUUCAAGUAUUGGUUGCGAAAUGGUGGAGUUCCUGAUGGAUAAUGGUAUUCCAGUAGACGGCAUAGAGGGCCCGGAAUCUGGCUGCCGGUCAUUGCCCAUACAUCUAGCAUGUGCUGCUCGUGAAAGAACAAAAGUCGAGCUUCUUAUUAGGAGGAGGGCAAGUGUCAAUGCCAAGGACUUUCACCAAGCGUCACCGCUAGGAGUUGCUAUUAUGUCGGCAAGAACUUCAGUUCAUAUCAAGGUUCUGGUUGAUGCUGGUGCCUUAGUGGAUGACACAGACAAAGAGGGGGAUACACCAUUGCACAUCGCUGCGGCGAAUUCAAACCUCGAAGGGAUUAAGAUAUUGUUGGAAUGUGGGGCAAACCGUAGCAUAAAGAACAAGAAAGGGAAGCGACCGCUCGAUGUAGCCAAGGCUGUGGGCGAUUUUUCUCCCGAGAUUAAAACACUUCUCAAGUGA